Messenger RNA from Rosa rugosa (rugosa rose), 505 nucleotides. Its product is annotated as protein LHCP TRANSLOCATION DEFECT-like. NCBI's taxonomy places the organism in Eukaryota, Viridiplantae, Streptophyta, Magnoliopsida, Rosales, Rosaceae. Gene Ontology annotation, cellular component: chloroplast stroma; chloroplast envelope. The transcript is spliced from 2 exons. Bases 58 to 408 code for a protein of 116 amino acids. Gene Ontology annotation, biological process: granum assembly; intracellular protein transport. The record is from RefSeq and is a predicted model, not a curated record.
CUGGGCAGCAGCCUUUCACCUUCAAAAUUGGCCAAGGUUCUGUCAUAAAAGGAUGGGAUGAAGGUAUCCUUGGAAUGCAAGUUGGAGAAGUUGCUCGUCUGUGGUGCUCUCCUGAUUAUGCUUAUGGACCUAGUGGAUUUCCAGCCUGGGUAUUUCAACUACAUGGGAAUGCUUGCUGUUGAGGGUACGUAUGAUAAGAUGAAUGCUCUUUUAAGCCAAAAUAUCCACCCAGUAGAUAUUCUAUUGUUGAUGGCUGCCUCAGAAGGUGACAAGCCGAAAAUUGAAGAACUUUUAAGAGCCGGAGCUAGUUACUCUGUUAAAGAUGCUGAUGGGCGAACAGCUCUUGAUAGGGCUGCAAGUGAUGAAAUUAAAGACUUCAUUCUUGGUUUUUCAGUUCAAAAAGCAUGAUUGGUUAAGUUUGGUUUAAUAUUUUGUUGUGCUUGAUGACUUUGUCAGAAUCACAUCAUGUAAUAAAUUCUACAGCAGACUUUUGCAUUUUUUUGAA